Messenger RNA from [Torrubiella] hemipterigena, 3057 nucleotides. Lineage: Eukaryota; Fungi; Ascomycota; Sordariomycetes; Hypocreales; Clavicipitaceae. The record is from the annotation of a GenBank genome assembly.
CAGGCGCAGUGCUGAAAAGUGGUGCCUUUGUUGUUAGGCAUGAAAACAGUCUGCCCCCCAUAUCCACACUGUGGUUCUCUCUUUUCUCGAAGCCGGCGUCACCGCCUUUGCCCGCCCCACCUUUUGUCCGGCGAAAAAAAAAAAUCUUUGGGCAGAACCAACCACCGGUGAAAAAAAAAAUAAGUUGCUUGAAAAGCUGCUGCCCUCCCACCUCUUUUUUCUCUCUCUUCCCCAUCCUGCAUUGUCUGACUAUUUUCUAGUUUUGACACUUUAUUCCCCUUUUUGUUUUUUUGUUUUUUCAAAAAUUCUUCAUUACCUUUCACAUACACAUAAACACAAUGGCCAAGUCCGGUGUUAAGGAAAGCAAGGCCUCUAAGGUCAAGGCUCAGGAGCCCAAGGUCAAAUCCAAGGAGCUCGCCAAGAAGGUCGACAAGAAGAAGAAGGUGGUUGAGCCUGAGUCUUCCGACUCUGAAAGUGAGGCUUCCGACGACUCUGAGGACUCUUCCGAGUCUGAGGAGGAAGAGGAGGUUAAGCCCAAGAAGACCGCUAACGGCAAGACCAACGGCAAGGCCAAGAAGGAUGAGAGCUCUGAGGAGGAAGACUCCGAUGACUCUGACGACUCUGAUGAGUCCGAGGAGGAGGCCAAGCCCAAGGCCAACGGCGCCAAGGUCAACGGCAAGGCCAAGGCUGAGGAGGACUCUGACGACUCCGACUCUGAUGACUCUGAUGAGUCCGAGGAUGAGAAGCCUGCUAAGGCUGACAAGAAGGCUGAUGCCAAGGAGGACUCCGACUCCGACGAGGAAGACUCUGAUGACAGCGACGACUCUGAUGAGUCUGAGGAUGAUGACGAUGCUAUGGAGACUGAGACCAGUGCUCCCUCCAAGAAGCGCAAGGCUGAGGAUGAGGGCGACUCCAGCUCCAAGAAGGCUAAGGCUGACCCCAACGCUCCUACCACUCUCUUCGCUGGUAGCCUGAGCUGGGGCAUCGAUGAUGCUGCCCUCACCGAGGCUUUCAAGGAGUUCGCCGGUCUCACCGGUGCUCGUGUUGUCACUGACAAGAUGAGCGGCCGCAGCCGUGGUUUCGGUUACGUCGACUUCGAGGACAACGAGUCUUGCAAGAAGGCAUACGAGGCCAUGCAAGGCUUCGAGCUUGACGGCCGUGCCCUCAACCUUGACUACGCCAACGCUAAGCCCGCCGAUGCCAACCCCCAGGCUCGCGCUGCUGACCGUGCCCAGCGCCACGGUGACUCCAUCAGCCCUGAGAGCGAGACCCUCUUCGUCGGUAACCUUCCCUUCGACGUUGACCAGGACACCGUCCGCGAGUUCUUCGGCGAGGUUGCUGAGGUUGCCUCCGUCCGUCUCCCUACCGACCCUGACUCCGGUAACCUCAAGGGUUUCGGCUACGUCACCUUCAACUCUGUUGACGACGCCAAGUCUGUCUUCGAGGCCAAGAACGGUGCCUCCAUCGGCAACGGCAGAAUGUCUCGUGCUAUCCGUCUUGACUACGCCAGCUCCCGUCCCCCUCAAAACGGCGGCGGCGGUGGCCGUGGCGGUUUCGGUGGUGGUCGUGGUGGCGGCCGUGGCGGCUUCGGUGGCCGUGGUGGUCGCGGUGGUUUCGGUGACCGCGGUGGUCGUGGUGGCUUUGGUGGACGUGGUGGCCGUGGCGGCUUCGGCGGCCGUGGUGGUGGUGGCGGCGGCUACUCUGGCACCAAGAUCUCUUUCGACUAAAUUGAAGUCGAAGGAGACGAGUGCAACGUGUAAUGAUAUUCAAACAUGGGCGGGAAAACACACUACUUUUCAGUGGGCUGUGGGCUUUGUGGGCUGUCGGUUGAAACAAGUUGGCGACUUCUCGGGAAGUCUGUGGGCUUUUGAGACUUUGAUAGACCUGGGGGCUUGUACAAUCAUCUGAUCCGUGGGCUUGUGGCUACUUCAAUCCUUUUUUUUUUCAUUUGGCAGUUGGGAAUCAAAACAUGCUUUUUGAUCUUGACAUCUCUUUCUUUGGAAAAGUGUCAAAGUUAUACCAGUGGGCUUCUGAUGGAUUUGAGCGGGUAAACGAUCUGCGCGCAUGAACUUGCCGCAAUCGCAUUCGUACGAAUACUUCUGAGGGAUCCUGGGGGCUUUGUAAAGAGACGCCUGAGCAUUCUUGCUCAGUGUGUCCAUGCCAUGAAGGGGGACGAUUGCUCAGAGGAUGUUACAUGGCAUCUGUAAGCUCCAUCCAAACCACCCAUCGCCGUCCGUGUUUUGUAUAUCUGCACCACCCAUCCACUCCCAUCUUUGUUUGUUCUCGCAUCGCUGGACAUUGUAAGUAUGCUGUCCAGCAACAUGUCGCUUGAAUGUGCAUCUUUGGCUAUGUAUUUUUCAGUUAGUUUCCUUCGUUUUUCCUUUGUAGUUUUAGGCGCAUUAGGUACGGAAAAGUCCAUAAUGACACAGUUUGAUCCAAAGUAAACAUUUCUCUCUUUACAAUUGUGAUUUGCGCCCUUUGUGUAGCUUGUGUAUCCCGACUCCGAUUUCGCAAGAUCUCAAAUCCUUGUCUCUGGUCAUCAGGCGGGAAUGGGCGUUAGUCCUUUGGCUUGGCGUUAAUAAGAAUUAAACGUUUUACCCGUCACAAAACACGAGGGAUACGGUCAAGCCCUGUUACAAAGGCGAGUAGGGCAACAAUAUUAGCCAAUACUAGACUCCUCACCACAUCUUACCCUUUUGCCAAUGGAUUCUGCUCUCGGCCAAAUCCUGGCCCGCGCUGAUGUUGCGGCGGCCGGUCCGAGGUGAAGCCGCUGCUAGCAUGGGUGAGACGAUGAAUAGUUCAAUCAAGUUGCGGGACGCAUGGACCAUGACAUCCAUAUCUCUGCUUGAAUUCGACCGAGAACCGAAACUAAACCCAACCUAUGCACUGCGGGACAAGUCGUUCCUCGGAGCUGGCCGUUUGGGAGAUGGCACGUGUGCAUCUUGCGAUCUGUGUAACAGUAGACCUCGACCACAAUCACAGCUGACAUGCAUAGAAGCCGGAACGAAGCGCGUGGGAAGGGUCGAGAAGGCUGGCUAGCUGGUCUGGGUAGAGAGA